UCCUUGCUGUGAUCAUAAAUUAGCCCCACAGUAAUGUCAGUGCAGGUAGGCUAAGUGGCUAGCUUGUGAUCGUGCUAUAUGCCAUAACGUUAUGACGACGCUGCGACGGUGGUCCAAGUGGUUACGUUCCAUGAAUGUGGUCGCCAGGUUACGUGCUCUAACGUUGGGCUCGUACAUGUUAGCUGGACAGGACCCGCGCUGUUACCGCCCACUUUAGGUAUUGCUCUUUUUUUUUGCGUAUGGGACAGCUCCAUUCAUAGGGCUGGGCUGGCUGGCAGGCGAAGCGCAGGAGCGGCCAAACACCAUCCGCGACGUAUUGUGGAGCCCAAAUGAUGGUAUCAGACUGAGAACAACCAGGCCAGUUUUAACCGCGCUGUCACCGUCAGCCGCUUCGACACCGGACUAUAGCCUCAGCUAACACCGAAAUCAUCCGCUCGGGAAUGGAAUUUGAGUGUCUCCACUGAAUACUGGAGGUUUCAUCCAAUCUCUCGACCUGCCGCGGAAAUAGACUGACUUCCUAGUCGCCCGGCUCACCGCUGCCGCAGACCGACUCUCGCUCGCCUCAUUUAACCCGGACCGUGAGCGGGACUGGCUGGCUCUGGCAUCUGGACACAUCGGAACUGGUCUGUCGUCGGUGUAGAUAACACGAAACGUGCCUGUGUGUGCUUUUGCUGCCUGUAUAAUGCCGACACAUUUGCGGUUCCGGAGAAGGUCAUUCCUUGGGCUUAUAUUCCUUUUUUCACUGUCCACCUCGGCAUUGUAUUUCAUCUACUCCGCCCCCGGAAUCGUGAAUGAGUAUGUGUUCAUGGUCCAAGCCAGAGGGAUCCAGAUCAGAGAGAACGUAAAGAACAUCGGAGCUCAGGUUCUGGAGCAAGUAGUGAGAGGGGCCUACAGCGUCAAUGGCACAGAUUAUUCCUAUGACCUCAACUUCAAUGAGAGCGACUCUCCGCCCACUACAUACCUCCCUGAGGGCUUCACCUACCUCCCUUCACAGGUUUGCCCCGAGAGGCUGCCCUCCAUGAAGGGCAGGUUGGAGGUGAAUAUGAGUGAGAUAUCUCUGGAGGAAGUGGAAAGGCUCUUGCUGAAAGGAGAGCCUAGCAUGUCCUCGGGAGGCUACUGGAAGCCCAGCGACUGUUUACCUCGCUGGAAGGUGGCAAUCCUAGUUCCAUUCCGGAACCGACAUGAGCAUUUGCCCAUCCUCCUGAGACACCUGGUGCCGGUGCUGCAGAAACAGAGACUCCAGUUUGCCUUUUAUGUCAUCGAGCAGGCGGGCACAGAGCCGUUUAACCGAGCCAUGCUGUUCAACGUGGGCUACAAAGAGGCUAUGAAGGACAUGGACUGGGACUGUCUGGUUUUCCAUGAUGUCGACCACCUCAUGGAGAACGACAGGAACUAUUAUGGCUGCACAGAAAUGCCCCGACACUUUGCGGUCAAACUCGACAAGUACUCCUAUAUGCUUCCGUAUAAUGAGUUCUUCGGUGGUGUCAGUGGCCUGACGGUGAAGCAGUUCAAAAAGAUUAAUGGAUUUCCUAAUGCAUUCUGGGGCUGGGGAGGAGAGGACGAUGACCUCUGGAACAGGGUGCGGUUUGCCAAUUACACAGUAAGUAGACCGCACGGAGAGCAGGGACGCUACAUGUCAAUUCCACAUCACCAUCGCGGAGAAGUGCAGUUCCUGGGAAGGUAUAGUCUACUACGCCACUCAAAGGAGAGACAGAAAGUGGAUGGUCUUAACAACCUUAACUACUCCCCCCUAGUGUCCAGGAGGCUCCUCUACACCAACAUCACAGUCGGCUUGAGCAGAAAACUUGCCCCCGUAGCUGACUACUGAUGUAGGCAGACCUGGACUGCAAAACACCUGGGAAUCAAAGUCCUCUGGGACAUCAGCCAUAUCUCACCAGUUGCAGCACUGCUUUGGAUUUUUUGGUUGACAGAUUUAUUGCUUUGUUUCUUUUGUUUGUAUGCAAAAAAAAAAAAGGAGACUCAAAUAAGUAUGUUUGAUAAAUCGUACAAGAAAAUAGGGAUAAUUGCUGCACUUGUUUGUGCCACAGUCCAUCACUCCUCUCAUCUGGGCUUAUCUAGACUUCAGUCUCCACAUGCCUUUUGCACCAUUUUGGCCUUCAGCAUCCAUUCAUUAAUUCAUUUUCUUAUUCUGUUAACAAUUAGCUUCACCCUGCACUAUUGUGCUUUAUUCAAAUAGGCUAUGAUACACGUGAACAUUGGAGUGCACGCACACACCACACAUGCACGCACAGUAGAGUCUGACUUACAUGUGCUGACAUGGUCCUGAGGCUUUGAUUUUUACUUUUCUCUUGCACUUCUUAUCUCAUAAAUGCAGUAAACCUGUGAAAACAUUUGCAUGCACACACAGACACACACACACCAACACACAGCAACUUAAAGUGGACUCUUGCAGCUGGUUCUGCACAAGGUAUGCCAAAUCUACAAGUGAAGAGAGCAAGAGAAGAUGAUAUAAAGAGUGAGUGUUUUCAGUCAUAAAUAUUGUAUUUGAAAUAGUUUAUUCUAAGUUCAGAGAAUAUUAAUUCCUCAAUCAUCUCUUACUGACUAUAUUUUGUCCUUUGAAUAUACCAUUUAAAGACUGUGAUGUUUGUGUUUGCAUAGUUGCAUUGAAUGUUCUGGCUGCCUGCAAGUGGCUGUAUGUAGGAGUGCAAUGCUCAUCCUGUUAGCAAUAAGCUGUAAUGUCAGACAGCAGAACUUAGCCCUGACUUCCUCACUAUACAGAUGCAAUAGCGCAGGUGCUAGCAUACCCUUAUUGGACUACAGAGAAGGAGUGACUGCGUAUGCAAACUUCACAUUCAACUCAACUUUGCCUAAGCAAACAUGCCACCCCUUUUCCCAACUCGUGUAUCCGCGUGCGUGUCUGUGUGUUAGUGAGGGAGAGCUAUGCAAAUGGCCUGUAUGUAUCUUGUCGUCAGUGCAAGGUUAUCGAGGCGACUUCCAGGAGACUUCGCCUGUAAAACGCUGGCAGACUGACCUUAGACCUCACUUUGAGUGCGGUGUGUAAAUCCAGGCCAGAGAGAGAUAAACAGUUGCCAUUUUAUUUUUAGAUCCCGCAUUUAUUAUUUUUAUUUACUCACCUUCAUCUUAACAGAAGAGAGCUGGAGGUAGAGAAUACUUGAUUGCUGUCACUGUCACUGGUGUUUACAGAAGCUUUUGCUUUGUUAUUUUUCAGAUUGUCUAGUGUUUGUAAUACUGUUAGCCAGCCCUCUUCUUUCCACCUCGGGUGCUGUGAAAAUUGUAUCUCUUCAACAACCAAUCUAUGGCUGCCUUUAUUUUUUUAACUGACACUUCUUUAUCUAGACUUGGAUAAGGAAAAGCAGAUCUGAAUGCUUAUCUAAGAACAUCAGGUGAUAACCACUGUUUAGCUUUGUUAACUUGUGGCCAGGCAUUGGCUUGUGAAUUUCUUUGCGUAAAUCAGACUCCGGGGUGUUGAUCUGAGUAGAGUUUGCGUUCAGUGGCAUGCAGCCUGACACAGACUGACAGCCCUCUGGCAAUACACAGCAGUGUAAUGCUCCUCUCUGAUUUGUGUGUUUGACAGUGUUGAUUUUGAGUAAAAUAUCCCAAUACUGUAAAUGUAGUUCCUUUUUAAAAUAUCAUACAGAGAUACUCUCCUCACUGUCUGUCCUCUAGUCAUGCAGCUACUUCAUUUCACACAAAUCGCCUUGUAUGCGUCUCUUAAGAUGUAUCUUUUGGGGGAAAAUGUGGCUGGGUGACAAACUGUUGUUUUCCCACGAUAAAAUAGGAAGUACAGAGGCUGGACCUCGUUUUAUUUAUUUGAUGGAUUUUUUUCCUUAACUCUUCCGUUUUUAUUUUUCUUGCGGUUGACGUAAUGAUCUAGUAGGUGACAUACGGCAGACUGUGUUAGAUGCACUGAAACGUAGUUACAUGUAUUUGUGUGCGAUUGUGAGCUUCAGGUCUACGCAAAUGAGGCGGUUUCAUUUCAGUCAGAGUUUCUCUUCAGAAAUGACUAGCUGGUUCUGAUGAAAUGGAACGGGACUUGUAUGCCUGACGUUGUUAAUCUUGUAAACAGAUGUGCUGGAGGAAGCCAUUUUGUGUGACAACCACAGGAAGAGCAAGACACAGAAUCAGAAAAUGCUAGUGGUCACUGUAUUUCACUGAUAACCUCCAUUAUACUAAUUGAUAAUCAAUGGUGCUGACCUUCCAGAGCUCCCAUUGAGGGACUCUCACUACGUGCUUACUGGAACCAAUCCUAACAUCCUAGAGGCUGGUAUCGACAAGCGAAAAGCAUCCUUCAGUUUUUUUUAUGGCUCUUUUAUGUAGUUCCAUCUUGCAUCUAGGUGGAGUAGAUAUUCAGUGUGUUUACAUUCAUACGUGUGUAAGCCGGCUGCCUUUUCGUCCUGCCGGGUUAAGCUAAUCCGUUCUGGUUCAUUGCCACAGCAGAAGCACGUGUUUACCUCCCAAGCCAAUCACUCAGGAGGUGCCCAGUGAAAUUCAUGGACGGCAGCAGCAUUUGUGUUAUGUUUUCUUUUCCGCGUGUGUUUGAGUGAAAUGGCUAAACCUUUCUGAGGGUUUAACUGUCCUCCAUCUAGAUUUUGAAAGUUUUCAUUUCAUUUUUCAGCACUGAUAAGAAUAUGAUUUGUAGUGACCUGGUUGUGAACAACUUGCAGGUUCUCUUUCUAGUUCUUGACACUUAAAUGAUACACUGUAUAUUCUCCUUUUUUAAGUACUUCAUUGCUUUAAAUUAAAAGAUAGACAGACUUAUAGCAAAAGCUAAAUGGUUUUAGUGUGAGUGUUCAGGUGAAGAUUUGGACCGUGAGGGACCCUUUCAAUGGAAAGGCCCUCUGGAUGAUUUAUAUACUCUUAGAGUCGGUAUUAGGCUCGAUACUCCACAAUGUAGAACGAGCAGUUUCAUCAGUCAACAUCAUAUUUACAAAGAUAUUCUUUUCGUGACUACGAGACAGCUUCGUCCACAAGAUGACUCAGUACCAAGGUCAAAGUCGGUCAGCACUCUCUUUUGCUUUUAUCUAAAAUGGGAAAUAGAUUGAGCUCAGUUGGGGAUAAGAGCAUGCUGGAUAGUCUUGUUCCUGUUUAUAUAUAAUGUACAUGGUCUCUGUCCAGACAAAGACCAAGACUGCUGCUCACUUAAGAGGCUUCAUUGUACCAUAAUCUCACCUGUUCUGAUUCAUUCUAUGCCAGUUUAAAUGAAGAGACCAUUCUUUGGCCAUCUGACAAGACUGGCAGCCUUAACGCUUCUUAAUUUAUUGCAGUGUUUCUUUUUUUUUUCACUCAAGUUUUUAUUUUUUUUAUAAGCAAAAAAUAUUUAAAUUGAAAAAAGUGCAUAUCAAGGUAAUGAUCAUUGUAAAUAUUGUUGUGUGUAGUGUUUUAGAAAUUCUAUAAGGUCUUAAAUCACUACAGAUGCUACCAUUAAGAACAAGGCUUCGGUGGGGGG
Acanthochromis polyacanthus (spiny chromis) is the source of this 5428-nucleotide messenger RNA. RefSeq names its product UDP-Gal:betaGlcNAc beta 1,4- galactosyltransferase, polypeptide 5 (gene b4galt5). The transcript has 9 exons. Gene Ontology annotation, biological process: carbohydrate metabolic process; glycoprotein biosynthetic process. Bases 683 to 1828 code for a protein of 381 amino acids. Gene Ontology annotation, molecular function: UDP-galactose:glucosylceramide beta-1,4-galactosyltransferase activity. NCBI's taxonomy places the organism in Eukaryota, Metazoa, Chordata, Actinopteri, Pomacentridae. The record is from RefSeq and is a predicted model, not a curated record.